UUAUUAUUGCAUAACACUAUAAUAUUCAUUAUUAAUUAUUAUUCAAUAAUACCAUUCUAUUGAGUAGUUCUCCUUAGUCCUUAGUCUUGUAUGCUGUAACACUGUAGACGCUGGCGCAACGUUUAACUCCGUUCCGCAGUCAAAUCGCGUUGUGAUUUAAUCUCGUCACAUAGCUGUAUAGCAGUGCGGCGUGCUUUCCAUACUCACGAUCCCGUCGAACGAUUACUAGUAGUAUAAUAAAUAAUAUCAAUAGCGUUUUAGUGAUCAGACUCGCGGAAAACCUCAAAUUUUCUGGCGCACUCGCCCGUUUCCAAUCUUCUACCUUGCGGUAGUGUCUAUAGCCUUCCACGCUCGGCUAUCCGUCCCGUGCUCAACGUUACCAUCAUGACUGCUUUCAGUACCGCGUUCGCGGUCGCCAUCUGCAGUUUCGCGUUAUUCGGUAUGACUUUCGUGUCAUCUGACAGCGGUGGCAAUCCGUCUAAGAGUGUUCACCUCGGCAGCGGUAAAGGACCGAUCGAAGGUCAACAGACGCUAAAGUUCCUGUAUUGUUAUUCUUGUGGAUAUCAAAAGGCAUUUGAUCAAUAUUCAAGUAUUCUAAGUGAAAAAUACCCUCAUCUUAAUAUUGAAGGAGCAAAUUAUGACCCUUCUAUGGCACAUUUACUAGCAGCCAAAAUAUUGAGCCUAGCAAAAAUGGUGAUUAUAAUUGCCAUAGGAUCUGGAAUCAACUUAUUUGAAUAUAUUGGCAAACAGCAACCAAACUGGUGGAUCUGGUGUACAUCAAACAAAAUCUAUGCUUGUCUUGUGGUAUUUUUUGGUUCAAAUAUGUUUGAAGGAAUGCUUAUUUCAACUGGUGCAUUUGAGUUGUACUUUAAUGAUAUUCCUGUUUGGUCGAAAUUAGAAACUGGAAGAAUUCCUCAACCUGCUGAAUUAUUACAAAUUAUUGAUAACUAUUUAUUGUUUGAAAACCCGUAUCCUGCCUAAGUAUUUGAAAACAUUUAUUUUCAUAAAAAAUAAUUUCUUCUUUAA
Molecule: messenger RNA, 1026 nt
Organism: Rhopalosiphum maidis (corn leaf aphid)
Lineage: Eukaryota; Metazoa; Arthropoda; Insecta; Hemiptera; Aphididae
Gene: SelT
Product: thioredoxin reductase-like selenoprotein T homolog CG3887
Exons: 4
Coding region: 385-981 (198 amino acids)
Biological process (GO): cell redox homeostasis
Cellular component (GO): endoplasmic reticulum membrane
Molecular function (GO): thioredoxin-disulfide reductase (NADPH) activity
Source: RefSeq, a predicted model, not a curated record